CUUAUUUAUUAAGGGCCUUGAUGGUCUUGAUCGGUCUUGAUGCUGGGCAUCUGCACCGUUUAGGUCGUUUAGGUUAUGUUGCUGGACAAAGUGUAAUAUGUUCGAAGUGAAGUACAGGAGUGUCGGUGGUUUCUAUUGAACAUUCGAUGUCUUCCAGUUUUUUUUUGUAGCUCAAAUAACAGGAAACCUUGUCAAUGGAUGAACAUAGACUUUGGAGGCAACACGAUCUCAAGCAAUACAGCCUACACGACGAGUUAAGCAACGAAAAGGAACACAAUAACAAAGUAGGUGGUUGUGGAGACACUUCAAUGAAGUCUGUUCCUAGCAGAGAUUCUGUGGAUAAAAAGUUAGCGGUUCUGUGUUGCCGUGGUUUGCGACCAGCAAGUGGUGCAGUAGAUCGUGAUCUUUGGCAGUGGUAUUGUGAGACGCGGUCUAAGCAGCAAGGCAAGAAGGUGUCAAAAAGCAUGGUACAGGCAAGAGCAAAAUGGGCCUUUCAUCAGGCGGGUAUUACAGAUUUCAAGGCAAGCGAUGGUUGGUAUCGACGUUGGAUUAACCGCUGGCGGAGGUUUGGCUUUAAUGAAGACUCAAAAAUUAGCCAGAUCAUUGGAGAGUCAUCUCCAAGUUCCUCAGCUACUGGCAGUCAUGUGAUUCAAGACUUGGUGUCAUCUGAGGACAUUAAAGAAAGGAAUGAUAGAGAGAUUAAUGUGGUUAAAAUCAUAGAAGGGAAAAGUGAAAGCAUGCUACAAAAUGAAGCUCUUGAAUUAGUGCAAGACAAAGGUUGUAUGGAGCAGGCAAAUGAAGAACUUAAGGAAAUAAAAUAUUCUGGACCUUCAUGUCCCAAAAUACCUUCAAAGUAUUCGUGUUUUUCAGAUGUGACAAGUAGUGAAUCCAGCAGUGGCGGAAAUAGUAAAGAUAGCUGUAAAAGAACUAGUUUUACUGAACCAUGUGCACACAUUGUUGCAAAUAAUGGCUCAAAUGUGGAACCUCAUCUUGAUGAUAGCUCCACAGCAAUGUUGUCUACCCCAAUGUUGAACAUUGUAGACUAUUUGCCACCUGAAAUAAUGCAUAAUUUUCAGGGUAAUUUACAGAACAAAUUAUCUUACAGUAAUGAAAAUGGGAGUACAAAUUCUGAAAGUAUAGAUAAUGUAUUUACAACAUCUGAUAUGGAUGCCAGUAUGGAUUGUCUGUACUACCCACCAUCCUGUGAACUUUCAUUACAGCACCAUGUGCUUACAGAUUGUGAAAAUGAAACUUUAUCGAACAUAUCUAAUUUUCCAUUUGAAUUGCAUCACACUGAUUCUUGUGGCAUUCCUAUGACAGCUGCAGCUGAAAAACUAAAAGAUAUAGUAGGUUUAAUUUCAUCACAAAACAGUAGUUCACCAAGUUUAUUAAAUAAUUUGGCUUUCAGUAAUAUCCAUGACAGUGAAAAUGUAAUUUCAACUUGUUCAUCUGAGGAUAGUGAAGGCUUUGUUAAUUCAGUAUUUAAAGAUGUGGGUUUGAACACUAAUGGAAAAGAAGAGAACUGCAAUAGUGGAUCAACUCUGAAUACACAGUCUGGUGUGCUGGCAUCAGUAGUUAGUCAUGUUCUUGCACCAGAAGUUGUGUUGGAGUGUCAUGCACCCAAGGCAGGACAGGCAGUGGAUGUCAAUGGCAGACAUGACAUACAGGAGUCAAGCUCAAAGAGGAGCAAGAAAUCUGGUGUGCAUCAGCAUAAGAAGGGGGAGAGAUACCUACCCCACUUCAAGGUGAAGGUUCUGUCAUAUGCAGCAAGCCACACACUGAGGGAGACAGCCAAGAAAUUUAAAGUGAAUGAUGGCACAAUAUCAUCUUGGAAGAAAGAAAAGAACUGGAAGAAGCAGUUGGCACAGAAUUCCAAUUCCUCACAUGGCCAAGAUGAUGAGAAGAAGAAAGUGGAGGUACCUCCAGUUUGUCCAGUGGACCAGCAGUUCUUUAGCUGGCUGCGCUGGUGUCGGGAGCAGGGCCAUGAGCUAACAGCAGUAGAAUUGAAGGAGAAAGCCAGACAGAUUGCUGGUCAGGACACAACAGAUAGUUGCCAGUGGUUCAAAUUAUGGGUCAGCAGAUUCGACGAGCAGCAGGUGUAUGAAGAUGGCUUCGAGAAGGUGAAACGGAAGCAGGAGAGGCAUAUCCAGUAUCCUCUUGCCUUCAAGGUGGAAGUUGCAAUAUUUGCAGAGCACCACAGUCAAAUAGUGGCUGCUCGCACAUUUAAUGUUUCUCGAAAGAGAGUGUUUGAGUGGUUACAGCUCAGCAAAACAAAUUUUGCUAAAGGUCCUGUAAAUGCAGCAGAUGAAUCUUUGAAACAAGUGAUGGAGUUGGAAGCAGAGGCAGUGAAAAGGAUUGGCCCAGGGCGUUCUGAUAUUGACAGGGAGGUUGACCUAGAGAUCUGGACAUGGUACCAGAAUCGGCAGGCAGCUGGCAGCAAGCCCAAUUGGCGUGAGGUGCAAGGUAAAGGGCUUGAACUAUAUCGAAGAAGAGGUAAUGAUGGCAUCAAAUGUUCAUAUCGGUGGUACAAGCGAUGGUGUGACCGGUUUCAUGUAGUGCUGCGACAUGAAGGAGAUGAUGCAAUGUUAGAAUGGGCUCUGACACAGCUAGAGCUGGGACACAGUGUCAGUCACAAUGAUCUGCAAGUGCAUGCACUCAGUCUGGCAGCAGACAACACAUUCAAGGCUUCAUCUGGCUGGGCAAUCCGGUUUUGCAAGCGCCAUCCUGAGUUACUUCAACACAGCCCUACCCUGGACACUGUGUUGCCUGGCUUGCUUCUUCAGAAAGUUGAAAAAUUCCGUUCUGAUGUGCAGCAGACUAUCCAGGAUAUGAACCUCACUCUGGGUUGUGUUGGCAACAUGGAUGAGCUGUACCUCAGCUUCUCAACUCUCGUAUCAGGUUCAAGCACAACUGCAAAGCGCCAACUUCUUGUACGACGGUCAGAGAUGGAGAACUGUCAUGCUACAAUUGUGCUGGCAUGCGUGGCAGAUGGGAAUAUAUUGCCACCUGCAGUCAUUUUGAAGGUGAGUGGAUCAGAGGAUGAAGAUGGAUCACCAGAUGGCAGCAGUGUAUUAGUCCUUCAGCAGGAGGAGGGAUUGAUGGAUGCAGCCUGCAUGUUUCAGUGGUUACAACAAAUUUGGUUCAAACAUGUGCAGACCCCUAAUCUCCUUCUGUUAGAUUGCUACGAGCCACACACUGGUGAAAGUGUUGUGGCUGAGUUCUCUAGUCACCAGAGUAAUAGACUCUUAAUUCCGGGUGGAUGCACCUCAAAACUCCAGCCACUUGAUGUUAGUUUGAAGAGAAUGUUUCAUGCAUCCAUACAGAAGCAGUGGUCCAUGUUCAACUCUCAUUUAAGUGGAAUGUGGGAUGCCACUGGAAACAAGUUGCAGCUGCCAGGUUGCAGGGAGAUUGUAGACUGGGUGACCACUGCAUACCGUAGUUUGCAGGCUACAGAGCAGGAAACUGUGCGUAGAAGUUUUCUGGUCACCGGUCUUACAGUGGCUGCUAAUAGAAAUGAUGAUCACACAAUGGAGAAUCUAUCAAUGGUUCCAAGAGCCAAUAAGAGUGCAUAGCUCUUAGCAGAGCAUUAUCUGGUAAGUUUUGUAUGCUGUGUAGAAGUUACAUGCAAAAAUAACCUCAUGUAAUGAAAUCCAGUGGGUCAAAAUGUUUAUCCUACAGUCCUUAUUUUACAAGUUGUUUAAUUGUGUGGCAUUGCAGGCCUUAUUACAAGGCCUCUGCUACAAAGGACAACACAGUCACAGAAAGAAUGCAGACAUAUACCCAUGAUCCCAAUUUUAGAGCAGCAGAAGACAAUACAUAAAAAUCAAUUUAUAUAUUAACAUGUACAACAGUCUGGCAGGUGCACACAAUGUGUUAAUUUUCCAUUUGAUGAUAACUGUUGCAUUUAAUAUCUGAUGUUGAUCAUAAACAUACCUCUACAAGUUUUCAAUGAAACCCAAUUUUAUGUGCGCCAGAUAUGGCAAAUUAUGUAUAUAUAUUAUAAAUUGUAUAUUUAUAAUUUCUGAUAACAUCUCUGUAUACAUGAAAGCAUUUAAAGGAAAGUAGAAAGGUAAAGUGUUCCUUGUGCUUAACAAGGUGUAUAGGGGAGUGGAUGUAUAGAUCGACAUAUUUAAAGGAAAGUAGGUGCCAUAAUUUCUGUCCAUAUCUUAUUUACAUUUCUGUGAGAGCUGUCUGUAUACAUAAGCAGUUUGGAAGAAAAGGUCUAUAAGCCAGUGAAAAUUAAUUUCUGGCUUACAUUUUCUGUAGUAUAAAAUGUGUACUAUUUGGAUACAGAACUGUAUAACAUCAUGAAUGUGUUUGCCCCUUAUGGCAGUUGGCAUCCUUUCUUCUUGCAUGAUUGAACAAUUGUAGUGUCAUCCUGUUUCAGAAUGAAAGAAGAAAGAUAUGCUUCAGCCUUUGCUUUCAUUCUGCCAAUCCAUCAUCCAUUGUUUGGUGUUUUGAAGUGAAUGGGAGUAAGGGGCAAACCCAAGUUAAUCCUCUUACACGGGAAGAGGUGCCAUCUUACUUAUGGAGGUGAGCCCUUCUUGAGGAGCCACCAAAUCUGCAAUUACUCAAUUUCCCAGCAUUUUAUGGAACCCAA
Messenger RNA from Cryptotermes secundus, 4600 nucleotides. RefSeq lists its product as uncharacterized. Bases 195 to 3572 code for a protein of 1125 amino acids. Gene Ontology annotation, molecular function: DNA binding. Lineage: Eukaryota; Metazoa; Arthropoda; Insecta; Blattodea; Kalotermitidae. The transcript has 13 exons. Gene Ontology annotation, cellular component: nucleus. The record is from RefSeq and is a predicted model, not a curated record.